UUUUGCGCGCGAACCCUUAAGUGCAAGGGCCGAGGUAUCGUUCCGGCCGGAUUCCCUGGGGUUAGGGUCUCGUGGAUCUGAUCACUGCGGUCUCCCAGCCAUGGACAGCUCAGCCGGACAGCAGCAGGAGCAGCCCGCGUCGGCCAAGAUCCGGAACCUGCCCUGGGUUGAAAAAUACCGGCCCCAGACCCUGGAUGAUCUCAUUUCGCAUCGGGACAUUCUGAGUACCAUUCAGAAGUUUAUCAAUGAAGACCGCCUGCCGCACCUGCUCCUCUACGGCCCCCCGGGGACUGGGAAGACGUCCACCAUCCUAGCCUGUGCUAAGCAGCUCUACAAAGACAAAGAAUUCGGCUCCAUGGUCUUAGAGCUGAAUGCUUCGGAUGACCGAGGGAUUGAUAUUGUUCGGGGACCAAUCCUGAGCUUUGCCAGCACAAGGACAAUAUUUAAGAAAGGCUUUAAACUGGUGAUCUUGGAUGAAGCCGAUGCCAUGACCCAGGAUGCCCAGAAUGCCUUGAGAAGAGUGAUCGAGAAAUUCACGGAAAAUACUAGAUUUUGCCUCAUCUGUAACUACCUGUCCAAGAUCAUCCCCGCCUUGCAGUCCCGGUGCACCAGGUUCCGCUUUGGUCCCCUGACGCCAGAACUCAUGGUCCCCCGCCUGGAGCACGUGGUGGAGCAGGAGAAGGUUUACGUAAGCGAGGAUGGGAUGAAAGCUCUUAUAACCCUUUCCUGUGGAGACAUGCGGAGAGCUCUGAACAUUCUGCAGAGUACCAACAUGGCCUUCGACAAGGUGACCGAGGAGACCGUCUACACCUGCACGGGCCACCCACUCAAGUCUGACAUCGCCAACAUUCUGGACUGGAUGUUGAACCAGGAUUUUAGCACAGCCUAUAGGAACAUUAUGGAGCUGAAAACCGUGAAGGGGCUGGCACUGCAGGACAUCCUGACGGAGAUCCACUUGUUUGUGCACAGAGUUGACUUUCCAUCGUCGGUCCGAAUACAUCUCUUGACCAAAAUGGCAGAUAUUGAGUACAGACUUUCCGUUGGCACCAACGAGAAGAUUCAGCUGAGUUCUCUCAUUGCCGCUUUUCAAGUCACCAGGGACCUCAUUGUCUCAGAGGCAUAGGUUGCCCCAGGCCUUGACCCCAGUGCCCAGCUGGGCCUGGGGGCAAAGGACCCAGUUAUGGACACAAAAUGAGCUGCAGUCACCCCAAGCCUUCCCACUGUAGAUGGGCACCCACCUGAAAGUCUUAUGUUUGCACUGUUUGUUGAGGGGCGAGGGGUGUUCAGGACAGUUUUACUGUGUUGCUUUUCUCUGUACUGCAGGAGGAAAAAAAAAAGCUUUGUUUCCCCAGCAUCGACGCUUCUACCUUUUCAGUGACAGGAAAGUAAUUAGCCUGCCCCAUUUCAGUGGAACACAAAGGCUUCCUCCAAAGCCCAUGCAUGUCCUCUUUGGUACUGUUACGGCCAACACCAUUGGCAAGAAAACAGACUGUGGGGACAAAUGUGGUGCCAUGGGAUAAGCUACUGUCUGCCAUGCAGGCAUCCCAUGGAAGCACCGGUUCAAUUCCCAGCCUGUCGCGUUUGCAAUCCAGCAUCUUGCUAAUGCACUUGGGAAAUAGCUGGAAGUGACCCAGGUAUCUGAUUCUCUGUCACCUACAUGGGUGACCUGGAUAACUCCUGGUUUCGGCCUGACCCAGUUUUAACUGUCAACGGCCAUUUGGUCUCUAACUCUGCCUUUCAAAUAAAUUUAAAGAACAGAAUUUUCUUAUUUAAAAAAAAAAAAACUGGCCUUUUUAUUUCUCCUCUUUAAGGUGAGGAGUUACCAGCAAGUUCCAAAUUGCAAUGUGAAUAGCAGGGGAAAAAGCCUUUUAACUUAAAACACGGAGUGAAGCCUUUGAACACAUCCCUGGGGACCAGAGGCUCUAACGCGGGCUGGUUGAGUGCACAGAAGGCAGAGGUGAGGUUAUACCUGACCAUAGCCAGGACUGCCGAGAGGACCAGGGAGUUUGAACAGAUCUAACAGUACAUCAGCUGUCCUUAUGUCAGUGUCUUCACAAUAAACCAGUUUGCUGACUGGUCACCUUGCAAGUGACUCUCCCCUUGGCCAGCUGCACACUGACUAGUUGAACUUGCUCAUGUUUAAUGCCCUGUAUCUACACUCAGAACAGACCUUGGAGGCUGCUCUUGACAGAAGCAUCAAGAUUCUUAGGAUGGUCUGAGUUGUGGUUUUCAAACAUGGAAUGGUGGGAAAGCAGCUCAUUCAGUACAAGCUACACUUUGAAGCUUGGCCCCUGGUCCUUGGCUGGUAGUAUUCCCCAGUCCUCUGGCAGCCACGACCCC
This is a messenger RNA of Ochotona curzoniae (black-lipped pika), 2340 nucleotides long. It is a transcript of the gene RFC5, whose product is annotated as replication factor C subunit 5. The record is from RefSeq and is a predicted model, not a curated record. Gene Ontology annotation, biological process: DNA repair; DNA-templated DNA replication. Bases 101 to 1123 code for a protein of 340 amino acids. The transcript is spliced from 11 exons. Gene Ontology annotation, cellular component: nucleus; DNA replication factor C complex. Gene Ontology annotation, molecular function: DNA binding; ATP binding; ATP hydrolysis activity. Lineage: Eukaryota; Metazoa; Chordata; Mammalia; Lagomorpha; Ochotonidae.